This is a messenger RNA of Stylophora pistillata, 815 nucleotides long. RefSeq lists its product as uncharacterized. The record is from RefSeq and is a predicted model, not a curated record. NCBI's taxonomy places the organism in Eukaryota, Metazoa, Cnidaria, Anthozoa, Scleractinia, Pocilloporidae.
UCUCGAUAGAUCAGGGAUCUGACACAAUAGACAAUAAAACAGUAAAUACCCCAAAGAGAUCACUGAGGGGAAUUAUUCACAACAGGAGCGAUAGACAGCAAGAAUACAUUCAAUUCCGACAGCACUAGGGUGAAGGUGGUUGUGGAUAGAAUUCCGAGUAAGGUUUUCAGUCAGCGUGGGAAGACAAGAGAUAGGUGGGAGGAAGUUUUCAGAUGGAGAGGAGAGCAGCGCGAUGUGAAUGCAACCGACUUUUAUGCUGGAGACAACUUUUCUCUUUUCAUUGACCUCGGAAGUAUGAGGGACAAUAAUUUUCAAGGUUCAGGAUUGAGAUUGGUGAAUACGAAGGAAGGAGCUGUACGUAAGAUCAUGGAUUCCCAUGAGUGGACGUCUGGACACCUUCUGGCUCAUGUUCAUCAGAAGUGGGCUCUUUUAGAAAUGGUGCAGCUUGAAUGCCUUGUCAACGGAGCAAACGGUAUCUUGGCAACCCUUUGCGCGGAAGGAUCUGCUCUUGGCCACGCAUGUUUUACAAUCACCCUGAUGGACCUCGUCCGAAUGGGCAACAAAAAGGUCCUGAAACGCUACAACUGUAACGAGCUGAGGGAUGCUGCUUAUAAUGUGACCAAGAUCACCACUUUCCACCCCAUCCCAAGCAAGUCAUCUAUGGCGAGAGGGCGCUGGACUUAGCAUUUGACUUUGGAAGUAUACCUGGUGGAACCAUGGGGGAAACCGACUUUGACCUGGCAAAGUUCUUUGGAGAAGAAGCUCCGGUGAGGAUUACACCAUUAGCCUCCGAAAGCAUGAUCCGAGACAGGCUG